AUGCAUAUAACGCUUCUCACCAUUGCCUUGGCUGCCCUUUGUGUGCUCUCUGCGUAUGGGCAGACGAUCACAACGACCAACGCGUUGGGACUCACCGUUGUCGAGGAAGUGACACUGGAUCCGCUUGGAUUACCGACGACUGAGGUCAUAUCAACCUUGACCGGCGCCGUGACUACCACCAAACCCACAACUACGACGACAAGUCCCACUACGACUUCGACAACACCUACUACAGCUCUCACAACACCAACUACAUCCCCAACUACCACGACCACUACUACCCCACAAGUUGUUGAACAGCCAGCACCAACGGAUGGACCUGCGCCUGCCACAGUCUAUGUCUAUACAACGACAAACGCUGCCGGUGGUACGGUUGUUCUCCAGGGUACAUUCACUCCUACGUUUGCCCCGACAACGUUGCCUACACCUACCACUACUGGUACCAUUCUCGCAUACAGCCAGUGGUUGAGCUUAGUCGGGACGAGCACAGUUGCAGCGAGUGACGCUAUAGUGCGGUGGAAGAUAGAUCGCAGCUGGCUUGGCAUGCUUGUCGGCACUCUCGCCGGAUUCAUGGGUGGUGCUUGGCUCGCGCUGGUAUGA
Molecule: messenger RNA, 600 nt
Organism: Fibroporia radiculosa
Lineage: Eukaryota; Fungi; Basidiomycota; Agaricomycetes; Polyporales; Fibroporiaceae
Exons: 4
Coding region: 1-600 (199 amino acids)
Source: RefSeq, a predicted model, not a curated record